UGCUAUUCAGCUCUGUAUAUCUGCACAAGGUCGGGUAGUGCCCGGUCUUCUUGAAUCAUUUGACUCAUCAGUGUUAAGAAAGACAUGGAGUGUAUAAUAGGGAUCAAAAUGAACGAUUUUGUGUUACUGGCAGCAGACAUGCGAUGUGCCCACUCAAUUCUUACCAUUAAACACGAUGAGAGCAAGAUGUUCAAGUUUAGUAAACGAGUGCUUGCUGCUGUAUGUGGUGAAUCUGGUGACACUUCUCAGUUUUCCGAAUUCAUUCAACAAAACAUGCAGCUAUACGAAAUAAGAAAUGGAUAUGAGUUAACUCCCAGUGCAGCUGCUAAUUUUACCAGGAACAAUAUGGCAGAAUCCCUGCGUAGUCGAUCUCCAUACUUUGUCAAUUUGCUUAUAGCUGGCUUCGACCUUCAGACAGGCCCUGAGCUAUAUUUUUUGGACUAUUUGGCGUCUCUAAUUAAGGUACCUUUCGCAGUGCAUGGAUACGGAGCUCUUGUUGCUUUGAGUAUCUUAGACCGUAUGCACCGUCCAGAUAUGACUGUAAAUGAAGCUGUUGCACUGUUGCGUUUGUGUAUUCAGGAAGUUCAAAAACGUCUAGUUAUAAAUCUUGAUCGAUACAUGGUCCGUAUUGUUACGAAAGAUGGCAUCGAGGAGCUACCCGACCUGACUGAUUUUGCUGUAAAAGAAUAAAUUUUAUAAAAUAAAUUCUUCAUACCUUGUAGAA
Messenger RNA from Schistosoma intercalatum, 724 nucleotides. NCBI's taxonomy places the organism in Eukaryota, Metazoa, Platyhelminthes, Trematoda, Strigeidida, Schistosomatidae. The record is from the annotation of a GenBank genome assembly.